GCAGUAACCAAGGUUGCAACAAAAUAGAGAGUUCAAAUUCAAUGGAAUCGGAAAUGGAAAUGAAUUUAAUGGAAUUGAAAAUAGAGAUAGCUUACAAUAGGGUUUCCGGGCAGCUCCAUCGUUGGUUCCCAACAACCCCAACGGCAAUACCCAUGGCGGCAGAGACUUUGGCAAUUGCGAAACCAGAAGCAGGGGCAGAACAGAACAGUAUAGAGCAAGGACAGCAGUAUCUUCUUCUGACAAUAGCUCCUUCUCUGACGAGCUUCAAUGGUGGCAGAACAGUGAUCCUAAUGGUAGCACAGAACUCACCAACGACCCUGGCAGCGGCAGAGAUCCUUUCUUCCUCUUCUAUGUGUGUGUGUUAUGCGAUGAUGACGGCUUGGGCAGUAGUGGCGGUGUCAACCCAGCAGCAGCGACGGCAUGGCGGUUCGGCGCUGAUGGAAGCACGGCGGGGACGCAG
Messenger RNA from Arachis ipaensis, 460 nucleotides. Lineage: Eukaryota; Viridiplantae; Streptophyta; Magnoliopsida; Fabales; Fabaceae. The record is from RefSeq and is a predicted model, not a curated record.